AUGCACGGGAAAAAAAGUGCUACAGUUUGGCUUGAACCUGAAACACACCCUGAAAAUAUAUUAAAUGAAUUGGAAGAUAGGCUGAUUGGUAGAAGCGAUAAUGGUAAUGGUGAUGAACGUUUUGAUGAAGAAAUAAAAAUUGGUUUCCCUGAAUUUGACGAUUUAAUAAAAAUCGGGAACGAAGGAUUUAAACCACAUUUAUCUUUAGGUCAAUUUAGAGACGAGGUGUCGGCGAAAAACGCAAUAAAUAAUUUUUCUUCUAAAUUUUCAAGUGAUCCUAUAAUUGAAUUCGAUGUGACGGAAUUGUAUUGGAUCAUUCGUGUAUCUGGUAUGCUUGGUUCAUGCCGUCCAGUACCUAAAGGUGAUAAAACAAUUGCUUUCUGGCUAAUUGAUAAAGAAAUGUAUACUAAUAUGUCCGAUUUGGCUCUUCUCCCUCCAAUUAUUGAUCAUGGAAUGGAAUUACAUAUGAUUAUCAGGCUGUUAUUAACACUUGGACUUGGAGGUAAAGGAUAUCUUAAUUUUGAAGACAAUAAAUUUGGGCAUUUAGAUUGGUUAGAUUUCCUCGUCAAGAAAAUAAUAAUUCAUAUCAUUAUGCAAGAAUAUCGUGAUGGUAAACUUUUAAGAUACAGAUAUUUGAAUGAGCUUGAUAAAGCCAUGCAAAUUUGGAAGAAAUCAUGGUUGGUUAUAAGGUUAUUAUGUUUGAACGAGGAAACUUAUGGAUUCCAAUUUACAUCCUGUAAAUUCAUUCCUGACUAUAAAGAUGGUCUGGAAAACAUACAAAAUUAUAUUGAACUCGGGUAA
Molecule: messenger RNA, 801 nt
Organism: Entrophospora sp. SA101
Lineage: Eukaryota; Fungi; Glomeromycota; Glomeromycetes; Entrophosporales; Entrophosporaceae
Source: the annotation of a GenBank genome assembly